This is a messenger RNA of Cololabis saira (Pacific saury), 1507 nucleotides long. It is a transcript of the gene ctbs, whose product is annotated as chitobiase, di-N-acetyl-. Gene Ontology annotation, biological process: carbohydrate metabolic process; chitin catabolic process. Lineage: Eukaryota; Metazoa; Chordata; Actinopteri; Beloniformes; Belonidae. The transcript is spliced from 7 exons. Gene Ontology annotation, molecular function: chitin binding; chitinase activity. Bases 89 to 1171 code for a protein of 360 amino acids. Gene Ontology annotation, cellular component: extracellular region. The record is from RefSeq and is a predicted model, not a curated record.
GAAACACUCACGAGACUCGACCGCAGUGGUUUCGAUUAUUUUACUUCAUCAUGGACUCAUAAGUUGGGCUUCUUUUGUUCCUGCAAAAAUGCUGUGGUUUCUUGUGUUUUUGUCCUCGCUGCUGGCGGUGUGUGGCUCCACCGGGUGUCCGUGCGAGAGAGCGGAGCUUUGCCAGCAAAUACGUGACGACAAAAACUUUGAGGUGUUUGUGUUUGAUGUGGGUGGAAAGUCAUGGAAAUCCUACAACUGGAGUAUGGUGACUACAGUGGCAAUGUUUGGAAAAUAUGACGCUGAGCUCAUGUGUUACGCUCAUGCCAAAGGUGCCCGAGUAGUCCUCAAAGGUGAUGUUCGCCUCCCCUACAUUGUAGACCAAGGCAACAGGACAGCAUGGAUAAUGGAGAAGGUCAACUUGGCUAAAGGUCAGUUUAUGGAUGGGAUCAACAUUGACAUCGAACAAGCAGUAGAAAAGGACUCACCGGAGUACUACGCUCUGACGGAUCUGGUCAAAGAGACCACAGUGGCUUUCCACAAGGAAAUUCCAGGUUCUCAGGUCUCCUUUGACGUUGCUUGGUCACCAAAAUGUAUCGACAAGCGCUGCUAUGAUUAUGUCACCAUUGCUGAAUCCUGUGACUUGCUGUUUGUGAUGUCCUAUGACGAGCAAAGUCAGAUCACUGGGGACUGCAUUGCAAUGGCAAAUGCCCCACUCACUCAGACUUUAAGAGCUUAUGACAACUAUUUGGAUCUGAAGAUUGAUCCCAAGAAGCUGGUGAUGGGAGUGCCGUGGUAUGGGUAUGACUACCCAUGUGUCAACCUUUCCCAGGAGGGAAUAUGUUAUAUAGAUAAAGUUCCUUUCCGUGGAGCUCCUUGCAGCGAUGCUGCUGGACGGCAAAAACCAUACAAGUGGAUCAUGAAGCAAAUCCACAGCUCAUUAUCUGGGAGGCUGUGGGAUGAUGAGCAGAAGGCUCCUUACUUCUAUUACAAGGACCAGCAGGAACAAAUUCAUCAAAUUUGGUACGACGAUGUUCAGAGUAUUUGUACUAAAGCAGAGUCUGUGAAGGCUAAAGGUCUGAGGGGCAUUGGCAUGUGGAACGGCAACAUUCUGGACUACAGUGAUGAGCCAGUUGCUCGGCAGCAGACCGCAAUGAUGUGGAAUGCUCUGUUAGGAUGUUAGCUGGGAUACACUGAACAUUGCUGCAGGAAUUCACACCACGCCUGAGCCCUCUUCUGUUUGCUGCCAAGUCAAUAUAUCCUUUUGUAGCAACAGUCGGGUGUGGCGUCACUCGGACCACAGGGAUACAUGUACUUGCACAUUUUUAUCUUUAUUAUGAUUUUGCCCUUGAAUCUAAUGAAAACUCCAACGUUUCUCCUUUUUUAGCCUCAUUAACUGUGAUUCUCCAACAAAGAAAGUCAAUCUCUUUUAAUGUGAUUUGAUUUUAGCAAAUUUUGUUUAUUGAUCUUCAUGAGAUUUGUGCAAUUUUAAUUUGUUAAUAAAACCUUUUUAGAUCGA